CUAACUUCUUAUAAAAUGGAGACAUCCUGGUUCGAGCUUGACAACUUGCUACUCAUGGAAGGACUCGCAUCUUGUGCUUCCUCCUCCUUACUUGUCCCUUUACAUCAUAAAGCCUCGCCCCCCCUCCAGAAACUCGUCCACUUGAUCCUCCAAACCCGAACUGAGGACUGGGUUUACUCCAUCUUUUGGCGACCCUCGAGAGACGAACACGGUGGUCUCGUCCUCACCUGGGGCGACGGCCAUUUCCAAGGAGCUACGAGGGACCAACUGGCAUCCAAACCCACCAUCGAAAGGGUGCUCGAGGAAGCCCAAUGGCUGGAUGAUAAGUUCGGUCACGGCAACGACAUCGGCGACCCUGAAUGGUACUACAUAUUGUCGGUUAUGAGGUCGUAUUCAUCCGAAGACGGCCUUCUAGGGACAGCAUUUCGCUCAGGAGGUCACGUCUGGCUGAGUGGUGAAGACGGCCAUGGGCUGGAGUUGUAUGAGUGUGAUGAGAGGAUUAAAGAAGCAAGAAUGUAUGGCAUCAAGAGCAUAGCGUGCAUAUCAAGCCCUGAUGGUUCUGGGGUUCUUGAAUUGGGCUCCUCGGAGAUCAUCAAAGAAGAUUGGAGCCUAGUUCAUUUGGCCAAGUGCUUCCUCUUCCCUUGUCAUUUCUUGAACCCUCCAGUCCAUCCUCGUGGAGAGAACCAAUCCAACGAUGCCAAAGAAGAAACGGCACUUGUCGGUGUCGCAAAGCGUCCAUUUGCUAAGCCUGCCGGCAUGUCAUGUCAUGACAUGUCUAAGAAGAGCGGUAGGAAGGAAAUAGUUGACGACGACGAUGAAGAAUCACCAUUGUCGCCGUCGCUGCGAGGUCCCUCGAGCCACGUGAAGGCAGAGCGGCAGCGGAGGGAUAAGAUGAACCAGCGGCUCUACGUGCUCCGUUCCAUCGUCCCCAACGUGUCGAGGAUGGACAAAGCGUCCCUCCUUGCUGAUGCCGUCGACUACAUCAAGGAACUCCGGUCCCGCGUUGAUGCAUUGGAGUCCAAGCUCGUCAAGUCCAAGCCGUCGCCUCCAAAGCGACUCAAGAGUAAAAGGGCUGUCGCUGACGUGACUGAGUCAAGGUCGCUUUGGAGCAAGAACGGUACGGCAAAGGCCUCGACCAUGUUGGCCGCCCCGGGGCCGAGAGAGAUGGCGGUGGAGGUGAAGGUGUAUGGGCGGGAGGCGGUGGUCCGGGUCCGGAGCCCGAAUCUGGGGCAUCCGUGCGCGAGGUUGAUGGACGUGUUCAAGGAAUUGGGGCUGGAGGUCCAACACGCGAGCAUGUCGUGCAUGAAGGAGAUGAUGGUUCAGGACGUGGUGAUUAGGACUCCGGUCGACUACUGGGUGAGCGACGAGUCCAUGGGAGAUGCCAUUUCGGGUAAAUUAGGCAAGGUGAUAUAG
Molecule: messenger RNA, 1413 nt
Organism: Rhodamnia argentea
Lineage: Eukaryota; Viridiplantae; Streptophyta; Magnoliopsida; Myrtales; Myrtaceae
Product: transcription factor MYC2-like
Exons: 1
Coding region: 16-1413 (465 amino acids)
Biological process (GO): regulation of DNA-templated transcription
Cellular component (GO): nucleus
Molecular function (GO): transcription cis-regulatory region binding; DNA-binding transcription factor activity; protein dimerization activity
Source: RefSeq, a predicted model, not a curated record